AUGCGCAAGUACUGCUUCAAUCCGACUAAGGAGGGGCCGUAUUUCAUAGGCGGCACGCUAGAGCAAAUAGGUCGUCCUUAUACGGACCAAGCCGUCGGCGGCUAUGCGUAUAUCCAGCAGGUAUUGCAGAAGAAAGCUAUUGACGGUGACGAAGUUGGCGAGGUGGGCGUACUAGACGUGCAGGAUAACAUGAUGUAUCUGGCGGAGUUUGCUAGUGGCACGGGCGACGGGCUGCUCGGCCUUGCGUUCAGAGAGAUCAACACCGUCAAACCGCAGCCGCGCGAUGCGGACGAGCCGGACAAGGGUGCCUCGUUCUACACCUUCGGAGCUAAGGUUAGUGGCAAACAGUUCGUUGUGCAGAAGGAAGAUCUGGGCUUUGCGGAGGCUAGGCCUAGGUAUCUCUAUGGCGGUAUACAGAGCCGAGGCUCUAUAGACCUGGACAUUCUAGGUGAUACCUUUUUGAAGGGAAUUUAUGCGGUGUGUGAUGUUGGAAACCUUCGCUUUAGAGCCGUGCAGCGGAAGGAGUUGCACCAGAACCUGUAUCCUCCUUAG
Messenger RNA from Penicillium daleae, 552 nucleotides. Its product is annotated as Peptidase asparticcatalytic. The record is from RefSeq and is a predicted model, not a curated record. Bases 1 to 552 code for a protein of 183 amino acids. The transcript has 6 exons. NCBI's taxonomy places the organism in Eukaryota, Fungi, Ascomycota, Eurotiomycetes, Eurotiales, Aspergillaceae.